AUGAUUAAAACUACUAUAUUUAAAAUGUGUACUUGUAUUGAAAUGGUUUUAUCACAGAGUUACAUUAGUAUAACAUUUUUAAUGAUGUAUGGAACAAUGUGGUUAUUUGAUAUGAAAUUUGAUACACGUGUUUUUACUCUUUCAUAUGUAUUACUUAAUUAUACACGUCAAUCUUGCAUUAAUUAUUUUAACUUUGCUAUUCGUGAUCUUCUUAAUUAUAUGGCUGCUCAAAAACGAAUCCGAACAUUUCUUUUGUUUGAUGAAUCUGAACGAGAUUAUCGAUUGUUAUCAACCUCUUUUAACGAUAUCGUAGAAAUAGAUAAAGUUGAUGAAAAUUUAAUAAAACGAACAUCUGAAGUUAUAUGCAAUUUAAAACAAGCUCAAUGGGAAAAAAAUGGAAAAUUUUUAUUAAAAAAUAUUAUAUUCGAUGCUCAUCCAGGUGAUUUAAUCUGUAUCAUUGGACCUGUUGGAUCUGGAAAAAGUUCACUUUUACAAACAUUAACAGGUGAAAUAACUUAUUUUGAUGGAAAAGUUCGAUUAUAUGGAUCAUUUUGUUAUGUACCACAAGAAUCAUGGAUAUUCUCGUCAUCAGUAAAGAAUAAUAUUCUUUUUGGUAAAAAAUAUAAUUCUAAGUUAUUUCAACGCGUUGCGCGUGCAACUGCUCUCGAUACAGAUUUUGUUCAAUUGUCUCAUGGUGAAAAUACUCUUGUUGGUGAUCAAGGUGUCAUGUUAUCUGGAGGUCAAAAAGCACGUGUCAAUAUAGCAAGAGCACUCUAUCGUGAUGCUGAUAUUUAUCUAUUAGAUGAUCCACUUUCAGCUGUUGAUGCUAAAGUUUCUAAACAUCUUUUUGAUAAAUCAAUCAAACAUUAUCUUCGUGAUAAGAUUCGUAUUUUAGUUACUCAUCAAAUACAAUUUUUACAAAAUGCAACUAAAAUUAUUGUUCUUGAUAAUGGUGAAAUGGUACAAAUGGGAACAUAUGAAGAAUUACUUGUAUCUUCACCAUUAUUUGCUCAACUUCUUGAAGAUAUUAAUCAACAUGAACAAGAACAAGAGCAACAACAACCAAUUUCUUUAUUAAAUCAACAAUCAAUGAUUGCUUCAAUAAAUUCAGAAAAUGACAAUGUUGAUGAAGAAAAUAUUAAUUCAUUAACACAAAAUCUUGAAACAAAACAAGAAGGAACAGUAAAAUGGAAUGUUUAUGUAUUAUAUAUUCGAUCUGGUAUUGGUGUCAUUUUGGGUUUUCUAUUAAUUAUAAUUUUAUUUGCAACACAACAAACAAUAGCUAUUUAUAGUAAUUGGUGGUUAGUAACAUGGACUAAUGAUGAAAGUCGUCGUCAUCAUCAAAAUUCAACGAAUUGCGUGGCUAUACAAGAUAAGAAAAUUGAUAAAAUAUAUCGAAUGAAUAGUAUUGAAUGGUAUACAUAUCGAGAUCGACGAUUUUAUAUAUUUUGUGUUUUCGUAUUUAUACUUUGCUUUUUGAUAUUUCUUCGGACUGUUGUCAGUCAACUUAUAUUUUUAAAUGCUGGACGAGUACUUCAUAAUAAAAUGUUUAAACGAGUAAUUCGAUGUCCUAUAUCAUUUUUUGAUACGAAUCCUGUUGGACGAAUAUUGAAUCGUUUUACAAGCGAUAUUGCUACAAUGGAUGAGUCUUUGCCAAUGACUGUGUUCGAUUUUCUUGUGUCUUUAUCUCAAGUUUUGGGUACAAUUGUUCUGGUUAUAUUCCUUAAUCCAUGGCCAUUUAUUUCAGCAAUAAUUGCUGCAAGUGGCAUGCUCUUUGUGAGAUAUCGAUUUGCUCCAUGUUCCCGUGAUUUAAAACGACUUGUAGGAACUACACAAAGUCCUGUGUAUUCACAAUUAACAUCAACUAUUCAUGGACUCAAAGUCAUUCGAUCUUAUCAUGCUGAAAAUAUUUGUUCUGAAGAAUUUCAUUAUCAUCUUGAUAAUAAUACACGAGUCAGCUUUUUGAUUACAACAUUAAAUAGAUGGUCAGCAAUGCGUUUCGAUUGGGUAUCUCUAAUAUUUAUUGCCUUGGUUAUCAUACUUGCCAUAAUUGUUCGUAUAAAUCAACAUCAAUUUUCAGUGGUAGAAAUUGCUCUUACACUUACCUAUAGUCUCAAUCUAAUGGGUCUUUUUCAAUGGACCAUCAGACAAUCAGUUGAAGUUGAAACGCAAAUGACAUCAGUCGAACGAAUACUUGAAUAUUGUUCACUUGAACAAGAACCACAUAAUCAACUGCCAUUCAAAUAUCGACCACUAACAAGUUGGCCAUCACAAGGUCGCAUUGUUUUUGAAAAUGUUUCUAUGUCUCAUUCAAAAGAAUUAAAUUCACCAUUGGCUCUUAAUCAUAUUUCAUUAAUAAUUGAACCUGGUGAAAAAAUUGGUAUUGUUGGAAGAACAGGUGCUGGUAAAAGUUCAUUCAUUCAAACUCUUUUUCGAAUGGGUACACUUGUCGAUGGUCACAUUAUUAUUGAUAAUAUUGACAUAGCAACUAUUGGAUUAGAUGAUAUUCGACGUCGUAUUUCAAUUAUUCCACAAGAUCCAGUUCUUUUUACUGGUACAAUGAGAAGUAAUCUUGAUCCAUUUGGUCUUUAUUCAGAUGCUGAAAUAUGGAAUGCACUUGAACAAGUACAAUUGAAGAAAUUAGUAACAAAUAUGAUGUCGAUUGGUCUUCAUUCAUUAGUAAGUGAAAGUGGAUCUAAUUUGAGUGUUGGCCAAAAACAACUGGUAUGUUUGGCAAGAGCGAUUUUGAAAAAGAGUAAAAUUCUUGUAAUUGAUGAAGCAACUGCUAAUGUGGAUAAUGCAACGGAUGAAUUGGUUCAAAGAGCCAUUCGUGAUCAAUUCAAAGAAUGUACAGUAUUGACAGUUGCACAUCGUUUGCGUACAGUGAUUGAUAGUGAUCGUAUCAUGGUUCUUAGCUAUGGAAAAUUGGUCGAGUUUGAUUCACCUCAAGUAUUACUUUCAAAUAAUUACUCUCAUUUUAGUUUACUAGUAGAACAGACAGGAAUAGCUGAAGCAGAAUAUCUUCGAACAUUAGCAAAUCCUGCUGAAUCAUAUAGAAGGCGGGUACGAGAAAUAUAUAACUUAGACGAUGAGCCGAUAUUAGAAACUAAUGAAAUGGAUCCUCUUGUUCCUUCAUUGAAAUAG
Molecule: messenger RNA, 3144 nt
Organism: Rotaria sp. Silwood2
Lineage: Eukaryota; Metazoa; Rotifera; Eurotatoria; Philodinida; Philodinidae
Source: the annotation of a GenBank genome assembly